Dichomitus squalens LYAD-421 SS1 is the source of this 648-nucleotide messenger RNA. RefSeq lists its product as uncharacterized. Gene Ontology annotation, cellular component: intracellular membrane-bounded organelle. The record is from RefSeq and is a predicted model, not a curated record. The coding region runs from base 1 to 648 and encodes 215 amino acids. Gene Ontology annotation, molecular function: peptidyl-prolyl cis-trans isomerase activity. Gene Ontology annotation, biological process: protein peptidyl-prolyl isomerization. Lineage: Eukaryota; Fungi; Basidiomycota; Agaricomycetes; Polyporales; Polyporaceae. The transcript has 6 exons.
AUGGUCCGCCCACGCGUCUUCUUCGAUGUCACCAUCGACAACCAGCCCGUAGGCAGAAUCAUCUUUGAGCUCUUCAACGACACCGCUCCCAAGACUUGCGAAAACUUCCGCGCGCUAUGCACGGGGGAGAAGGGCAUCUCGCCGCUCUCAGAGCGGCCGCUCUACUACAAAAACAGCAUCAUCCACCGCUCCAUCAACGGCUUCAUGAUCCAAGGCGGAGGUGAGCAUUCCUCUUCUUCAUUCAAAUCGAACAAGCGGCACUUUACCAAGCGCAAUGGCACAGGCGGGGAGUCCAUCUACGGCGCGCCGUUCGCCGACGAAGACCUCACCCGGCCUCUCGACUCGCAAGGGCUGCUCUGCAUGGCCAACAAGGGUCCGAACACGAACAACUCCCAGUUCUUCGUCACCCUACGCGAUUGCCCGCACCUGAACGGCAAGCACGUCGUGUUUGGACGCGUCAUCCGCGGGUACGACGUCGUCGAGCGCAUCGCAGACGUCCCGACGGACGAAAAGGACCGCCCCCGCGCGCCCGUCGUGAUCGCCAACUCUGGCGAGCUCAUGCUCCGCGCCCAAGCGCAGCAGCAGGCCAAACAGCCCUCUCGUACGUCUCCGUGUGUCCGCCCCUUCAAGCAAACUCGUGCCGGCUAA